Molecule: messenger RNA, 687 nt
Organism: Brassica oleracea var. oleracea
Lineage: Eukaryota; Viridiplantae; Streptophyta; Magnoliopsida; Brassicales; Brassicaceae
Exons: 4
Source: RefSeq, a predicted model, not a curated record
AUGACGUAGUUUCCUUCUACGACGGAGAUAACAGUUGCUUCUUCUCUCCUCUUCCUUUCCUAUGGACCGGUGUUCUUCUCACCUACAAGGUUAAGAUCUGUGGAGAAAUCGAGCUAUGUGAGCAAGUGGUGUGAGGAAGGAAGCUCGAAUCUGAGCUUGAUUUUGAAAUCUACCGGAUCUGGAUCGUUCGGCUCGGUUCUAUCAAGCGAUGGUAACGAUCGCGGAUUCGAAAUCAAGUAUGCUGGAGAUCGAUUCAGUCUCAUGAAUCUCAAGAUAGCAAGAAAACGCUGUUCUCAGGCCACUUGCGAAUCUUUCAACUUUGUGUACUUUGUGUGUGAUCUCUCCACAUGCUCCGUUGAUUCGAAAGAAGAGUCGUCAUACUUGUCGACUGGUUCGAGUGAGGUUUCCACCACUGCAAGCAUAAGCAAACUCAGAAACCAGAAAAGUUACAAGAGGGUAAAAGUGGAAGUGAAGAAGAAAGAAAGUAGCAGGUCGAGUUCUAUACGCCGUAGAGCAAAAGAUAUCUUGGAGUUUCUUUCCUCAGCCUCUGCUUCUGAGGUUCAAAUCCGUCAGAUUCUCGGCAACACACCAGAUACAAGCAAAGCUCUCAGAAUGUUGUUGAAGAUGGAGGAAGUGCAGAGGUUUGGCACGGGAGGAAGACUUGAUCCCUAUAUUUACAAGGUAUGA